GCCGUCUCCCAUCCCUGUGGAGCGCUUCUUCCCCGGGACCUGUCCCCGUCCAUAGACCUCCGGCCCUGUAGCAGUCCUCUGGAGCUAAGCCGUGCCAAGGCCGGUGAUGUGUCCGCCUCGUCCUCCAGCCGGCCGGUCCAAUGCAGACUGCCCCCCCGCCUGGCCUGGUGCAGUAUAGACUGGGAGCAGGUGCGGGUCCUGGAACCGCUGGGCUCGGGGGGGUUCGGCUCCGUGUACCGGGCCACCUACCGUGGCCAGACGGUGGCUCUGAAGAAGGUGAAGCGGUGCAGCAAGAACCGGUUGGCGUCCCGGCAGAGUUUUUGGGCCGAGCUGAACGCCGCCCGCCUCUGCCACCCGCACGUGGUCCGCGUCCUGGCCGCCAGCGCCUCCUGUCCCGGGGACCCCGGCAGUCCCGGCACCAUCAUCAUGGAGUACGCCGGCAGUGGCACCCUGCACCGCCGCCUCUACGGCCGGGGCCCCCCACUGGGGAGAGCCUGCUGCCUGCGCUACGCCCGCCACAUAACGGACGGUCUCCGCUUCCUGCACCGGGGCGGCGUGGUGCACCUUGACCUGAAGCCAGCCAACGUGCUGCUAGAUCCGGGGAACGUGUGUAAGAUCGGGGACUUCGGCUGCUCGCAGAGGCUGAGGGAGGACGGCGGGGGAGAUUGCAGUACCCAGCUCCGCCACCUAGGGGGCACCUACACCCACCGGGCGCCCGAGCUGCUCCGCGGAGAGUCGGUCACCGCCAAGGCGGACAUCUACUCGUUCGCGGUCACCUUGUGGCAGAUGGUGACCCGGGAGCUGCCCUACACCGGGGACCGCCAGUGUGUGCUCUACGCCGUGGUGGCCUAUGACCUGCGCCCGAAGAUCGGACCAUCCUUCCUGGUGACUGAGGAGGGCAGGGCGGCCAGGGACAUCGUACAGAACUGCUGGGCUGCCCGACCCGAGAAUCGACCCAGUGCCGAGGAACUGCUGCACAGCAUUAGCCUCGUACAGUCCCUGGAACACAGUCCCCAAUGCGAUAAAACUUCUGAGCUCUGUAUGGGGGACAGCAGAGACUGUCCGACCCCAGCACACACCGCUUGUCUGCCUGCAGGACCUCUCCUCCUGACCACCACUGGAGAUCCAGAGAACAGACCUCUACAUGGUCCUCAUAGUCCUUGA
Messenger RNA from Staurois parvus, 1164 nucleotides. NCBI's taxonomy places the organism in Eukaryota, Metazoa, Chordata, Amphibia, Anura, Ranidae. The record is from the annotation of a GenBank genome assembly.